CCUUUUUCAAGAGAUUGUAUCCUGCUGCAUAUUUAUAUAGGAUUUGUAAAUGUACAAGCAUUACAGAUGCAUAAGUCUGAACUAACUUAAAGUUACACAAACGUGUGUCUACAACGAUUUCGGUCAAAUGUGACAUUAAUAAAAUAAAGGCUUACUUUCCAGAUUUUAUUUACAAUGGAUAUAUUCAUUAAUUCAUCGAUAGGUGUUCACAUUGCUCCUAAUUUUACUCCGCAAAUUACGAUGGGAACUGAUGAAUUACAUUAUAGACAAUACGAAUUCUUAUCACUGAGACCGGAAAUAGCAAUUCCAACGUUAGUAGUUUUGUUUCUUGCUUCAGUGAUUGGAACUGGAGGAAAUAUUAUCACGUUGUUGGUUUUUGUUAGAAGAAGAAGCAUGAGAAAUAUAGAGAGUAUAUUCUUGAUCAAUUUGGUGAUAUCUGACCUAUAUGUGACCUCAGUGGCUGAUCCUAUGAGCAUAAUUGCAAAAGUCGAAGGAGAAGACUUUUUCACUGAUGUACCAGGAUUAUGUCAAAUAGUUGCCAGCUUGUGUACCGUUUCCUGUGUGACGUCAUUGAUGACGAUAGGCCUAAUGAGCGUCAACCGUUUCUUUUACAUUUGUAUGCAUGAGAAAUAUGAACGCAUUUUUACUAAAUGUAAAUGCAUUUGUGUAUGUAUUUCUCUAUAUUUUGUCGGAGGAUUUCUUGUACUGCUCAAUGCAGCUGAUGUUGGUGACCAUGGCUUUGACAGCAAAAGUCUGGAAUGUAUUUGGGACCGCAUGGCAACAUAUCCGUAUACAGUAGUUUUCUCAAUAACUUUGGUUUGGAUACCUUCAAUUAUCAUAAGCAUUUGUUACUUGAAAAUAUAUCUGUAUGUAAGAGCCCAUAAAAAACGGAUGCGUGAACAACAUGUCUCUUCAAAGUUAAGGAGCUUUCACCUAGCAAAAACGCUAUUUAUCAUUUAUGUAGUGUUUGUAACAUGUUGGGCACCAUAUGCUCUACUUAUAGUGGUGGAUUCAAACAAUACGUUUCCGCACGAAAUUCAUGUGUACAUUACAAUGUUUGCUCACUUACAUCCUUCUAUUAAUUGGUUUAUCUAUUACAAGACAAAUAAAAAGUUCGCUGCCGGCUACAGAAGCCUGUUCCAUCGAUGUAAAAUGCUUAGUUCCGAUAUGGACAGUAGCACAGAUGGAUUAUCAUCCAGCAAGUCUAAAACCACAAAGCAAACUCCGAUUGAACAUAGUUCAGAUACAUUGUUAUAGAUUUUACUUCAAAUAUGUCGUAUAUUAUUUUAUGUUCAAAAUCGUUUUGUUUUCAUAGGGACUCUAAGUUAUUUAAGAUUUCAUAAAAACAAAAGGUAAGGGUAAAUUUCCAAUAAGCACAGAAUACCCAAAACUCAGUCAGAGAGCCAUGCAUCGCAAAGUAGGCCCGCAAGAAAAAGAAACUGUAGCGGAAAAAUAUAGCAUACAGGUUGCUUCAAAGAUAUUAUACGUCACAUUUAAUAUUCUGCUCCUCUAUAGGAGUAUAUUUUCAUGUGUUGUAUUUGUCAGGAAGAAAUUAGCGUAAAUAGCUCGAAUGCACUAAUAUCUGUUCGUUCUGUAAACGGCUGACAUACAAAAAUAAAAAAAAAUAAUGAGUGCUUAUAAAAGUAUCAGACGUAUUGCUAUAUGUUGAAAUAACUGUAAAAUAAAAUGCCACCCAUUUUCAUAGUAUUGUUAAAUCUUUAAGGUGCCGUAUUACGCUUUAUGAGAGGUUAUUCGCUAAAAUUGUCUAAGUCUUUUCUUAAUUAUGUUUAGAAAGAAUAUAAACUUUCGAAGAAUCUUGCACAUUUCAUUGACUUUCAUGAACAGAUUCAAUCAUAUUGUGCCUGCUAUCACAUACUUGGUUGCGUUCUAAGCUUCAAAAGGAUCUUUUCAUAGAGUUUCUUAUACAUUUUAGGAAAGGCACUUUAUGUAUCUAAACAGAUAAAACAAAACUCACUAUAGAGGCUAAAAAAAGAUUUAGGUCAUUAAUGAGAAUAAAAACACCUUAGCACAUUUGAACAAAGCUUGCAGUUAAAGGUAGCCGCCCGAAAGUUUUCAUGCAUUUCCACUACGUCCAUGGACACUCAAUCAAAGCGAGCCUGAAACAUUUUCAUUUUUGUCGUUUUGUGCGAUCUUUUUACUUUAUUUUGUGCACUGUUCUGUGGUUGACGGAACAGUGUAAUAUAUGUCUGAAGAAUGAUUUGUGAUAUUUUGUAUGGUCAAGUGAGAAUGACUUCUUAUUCGUGAAACAAUAAAACAAAGAAUAUACUGAAACAAUAAAUAAAUAUAUAUUUCUGAAUCCGUAUUUUUUUGGCAAGUAUUCCUCCCUUUUAACAGUUAACACUUACCCUGCUAAAUUUCUAAAAUGGACUUGUCCAUCCUUGAAUUUGGGCAGUACCAUUUAUUAUUCAAAGGGAUGUUCACUGAAAAAUGAUGGACGGAAUAUCAAACAGUGCGGACCAUGAUCAGCCUGCAUGGAUGUGCAGGCUGAUCUUGGUCUACACUGGUCGCAAAGGCAGAUCACUUGGCAACAGCAGACUAAAGGUUAAUUGUAUUCUCCAAACUGAAAGAUGGACACGUUUAUUAUAGAAAUGUAGCAGGGUAAGGGUUAAAGUUUCUAAACAGAUAAAACAAAGUUCACUGCAGAGGCUACAAAAAAGAUGCAGGUCAGUCAAGAGAACAAAAUGUCUUACACAACAGCAAAUUCUAACAUGGUUUACAGUUGAAGGUAGCCAUCUGAAAAUGUUCAUGCAUUUUGACUACGACCAUAAACAGUCUCAAUCUUUUUUGUUCUUGUUGGUCGUGGUCGCAGAAUUCUGUAGAAAUGGUUUAUGACAUUUCAUAUGGUUAAAUUUAUAUAGCCAACUUCCACUGCAUAAAUGAUUUUAUUUGAAGUCUGUGAAACGGGUAUCUAAUGCACAGUAUUUUUGUUGGUGGGGGAGGGGGUACGGGGAGCCACCCGCAGCUGUUAACAUUGUUCCAAAAUUGACAAUGGCAUUCUGUUCCAUUUAUUGACAUGUGUUUGUAGUCACAGAGAUAAUGAGCAUGGUUAUUUUAUCUGUUUAGAAUUUAAACAGCGUAUCUAAAAAUGUAAAGUGGUUUAAUUUCUGAAAAAGUAAAGAAAUACAAUUAUUUGAAGAUUCUUACGAAUAAAAAAUUAAUUUAUAAAUCGUUAUUAUGCUACCUUAAAGACGAAAUUUAGAAAACUGUCAGAAAGAAGUAUCAUUAAUGGUUAAUUUGUUGCUAUGAUUAUUUUCGAAGGAACCAGGGUUUUUAAUCUAUUUAGUUUAUUAUUCCUCCUUUUUGCAUUUUGCAAAUUGUGAACUGCAAUAUACACGUCAAUUAAAUUAUUUUACUUUCACUUAGAUAUUAUGCAAUAUUGUCAAAUAAUACAUGCUUACAAGGAUACUGAUGCAACAAUUACUCAAAGGAAAUAGCCGUAUUUUGAAGACACAUUAAACAAACCAUUAUGUACAUAAUGGAUUAAUUUAAUGAUUAUAUAUCAUAUGUUCGAUGUUCAUUUCGACAGACGUACUUUCCUGUUUGUUUAGAGCUUUUAUUUUUGUUUUGGAAAUGAAACGUGUGAAAAAUAGUGUAGUCAUUAGAAAUGUUUGAUAUAUUUGUCUUGUAAAUAGAACAAAAUUGUUUUUAAAUUAGAAUUUAUUGGGUGUGUGUUUAAUAAAAUAAACUGAUAUAUGAAAUGCCUAAGCUUUGUUUAGUCUUUUGUAUUCAUUUUGACAUAAAACCUUAGCUGUCAAUAUAAAUAGCGUACUGUUGU
This is a messenger RNA of Mercenaria mercenaria, 3796 nucleotides long. Its product is annotated as melatonin receptor type 1B-A-like. Gene Ontology annotation, molecular function: G protein-coupled receptor activity. Gene Ontology annotation, biological process: G protein-coupled receptor signaling pathway. The record is from RefSeq and is a predicted model, not a curated record. Bases 175 to 1257 code for a protein of 360 amino acids. Gene Ontology annotation, cellular component: membrane. The transcript is spliced from 2 exons. NCBI's taxonomy places the organism in Eukaryota, Metazoa, Mollusca, Bivalvia, Venerida, Veneridae.